AGAAGAGUAGUGGAGAGUAGAGAGAAGUGAGUGAAGUGAAGAAGAAGGACGAGGAGGUACCAUAGUGAGGGGAAGUGAGAAGAUGGGGCCAGUCGCCUACUUCAGCCUCUGCCUCCUCGGCUGCCUGAUCUUUAACCCCUCGCAGGCAGCCCCCCCUCUCUCAGCAGGGGCACAGGCUAUGUCGUGUCCCACAGGCUGGUUCUCCUUCCAUGACAGCUGCUAUCGAUUCUUCCCCCAAGAGAAAAACUGGAUGGAGGCUGAGGUUCAUUGCCAGCACCAGAGGCACGGGGCCCAUCUUGCCUCCAUUCAGAGUCCUGGAGAAAAUAAAAUGCUGGCCCAUUACAUCAAGCAGUACCACAAAAAGAACCGCGCCGUCUGGAUCGGACUCUCAGACCCCCAUGGGGAUCAACACUGGAAAUGGUCAGAUAAUUCCAUGCUCGGUUUCACAGCUUGGGAGAAGGGGCAACCCAAUAAUUUGAAACCAGAGGAGCACUGCGCAGGGUCAUCUCCCGAUUCAGGUUUUCAGAAAUGGCACGAUUAUCCCUGUGAAGAGAGAUUCACUUUCGUUUGUGAGCACAAAGCCUAGGGGAGGCAGCUCGCCUGGACCAGAGGGCUCCCAGUACCUGGGCUGUGAGUGAAUCGUGUCCCUCCGGCUCCCCAGGGAGACCAGAUCCUGUGUCCCAGGUUGCAAAGUCCCUUCUGCAAAGCAUCGCUGAGUUACGCUGUGUCACUCCCGCUCUGCUCUGCCCCCUUCUCUCCCUGUGGCACCCACGCUCUGCUCUUCUCAGCCAUCUCAGCACAGUGCAGUGAUAAUAAACUUUCCCUCCAGCAUUCAGCUCA
This is a messenger RNA of Mauremys mutica (yellowpond turtle), 840 nucleotides long. RefSeq names its product C-type lectin-like. The transcript is spliced from 6 exons. Bases 83 to 586 code for a protein of 167 amino acids. Gene Ontology annotation, molecular function: signaling receptor activity. NCBI's taxonomy places the organism in Eukaryota, Metazoa, Chordata, Testudines, Geoemydidae. The record is from RefSeq and is a predicted model, not a curated record.